This is a messenger RNA of Cicer arietinum (chickpea), 2305 nucleotides long. RefSeq names its product BTB/POZ domain-containing protein At5g48800. NCBI's taxonomy places the organism in Eukaryota, Viridiplantae, Streptophyta, Magnoliopsida, Fabales, Fabaceae. Gene Ontology annotation, molecular function: protein binding. The record is from RefSeq and is a predicted model, not a curated record.
AAGAGGCCCAUUUACUUUGGACAAUUGCAAUCUAUGCAUUUGAUCACCAACUGUUCAACGAAAAUGGCCAAAGAACUACCACAACACCAACAUCUUCAACUAAGUCACUCUCUCUUUCUUCACUUCACUACCAUUACCUUAAACUCACUAUUACUACACUUUUAUUUUCUUUACAUUCUUUUCUUCUGUUUCUUAACAUAAACUUUCUGUGCUUUUUUCUCUCACUAUCUAAUAUGGACCGUACUACUGACAAACAUCAGCAACAACAGCAGUUGUCUUUGGCAAAGAAUGGCAGACAAAGAUACAAUGAAUGGAUUUUUCGCGAUGUACCAAGUGAUAUAACUAUAGAAGUGAAUGGAGUAACAUUUUCAUUACACAAGUUUCCUCUCGUUUCUCGAAGUGGACGAAUCCGGAGGUUAGUUGCAGAACACAGAGAUUCUGAUAUCUCAAGAGUUGAGCUUCUUAAUCUACCGGGAGGUGCUGAAUGUUUUGAGUUGGCUGCCAAAUUCUGUUACGGCAUAAACUUUGAAAUUACAUCCACAAAUGUUGCACAGCUAUGUUGUGUUUCCGAUUACCUUGAAAUGACCGAAGAUUUCUCAAAAGACAACUUAAGUUCGCGGGCCGAGGAAUAUCUUGAUUGCAUUGUCUGCAAAAAUCUUGAAAUGUGUGUUGAAGUCUUGCAACAAUGCGAAAGCCUGAUUCCUCUAGCUGAUGAGAUGAGAAUAGUUACUCGUUGCAUCGAUGCAAUAGCUUCGAAAGCUUGUGCUGAGCAAAUAGCUUCGAGUUUUUCAAGAUUAGAGUAUAGCAGCUCAGGUAGGUUGCAUAUGAGCAGGCAGGCCAAAUGUGAUGGUGAUUGGUGGAUAGAAGAUCUGUCUGGUCUAAGAAUUGACAUUUAUCAACGAGUCAUAACAGCGAUGAAAUGUCGUGGUGUUCGGCCAGAAAGUAUUGGUGCUUCCCUUGUGAAUUAUGCAGAGAAAGAGUUGACAAAGAAAUCAAGCUUGUGGAAUCAGUCUAGCCAAAAUAAAGUUGAUUCAAAUUCAACUUUGCACGAAAAGCUUGUGGUUGAGACUAUUGUCAGCCUUUUGCCUGUUGAGAAGCUCGCUAUACCGAUCAAUUUCCUUUUCGGGCUGCUGCGAAGUGCGGUCAUGCUCGAUUGCACAAUUGCAUCUAGACUUGAUUUGGAAAGAAGGAUUGGAUCACAGUUGGAUCAGUCCACACUAGAUGAUAUUUUGAUUCCAUCUUUCAAGCAUGGAGGUGAUACCUUAUUUGAUGUUGACACAGUUCAUAGACUUUUAGUAAAUUUCUGUCAGCAGGAUGAUAGUGAUGAUGAUCUUGAAGACGGUUCUCUUUUCGAAUCCGAUAGUCCUCGUUCACCCUCACAAACUUCGUUAGUAAAGGUGUCGAAGUUAGUGGACAAUUACCUUGCUGAAAUUGCCCCUGAUGUGAACUUGAAGCUUUCUAAGUUUUUGGUCAUUGCAGAAACAUUGCCGGAACAUGCACGAACCGUUCAUGACGGCUUAUAUCGAGCUAUCGAUAUUUACUUAAAAGCACAUCAAAGUUUGUCAGAUUUGGACAAGAAGAAACUAUGCAAGUUAAUUGAUUUUCAAAAGCUUUCUCAAGAAGCCGGAGCGCACGCCGCGCAAAACGAGCGCCUUCCUCUACAAUCAAUAGUGCAAGUUCUAUAUUUUGAACAACUAAAGCUAAGAAAUAAUUUGUCCUCCACCAAUGUUGAUGAUGACCAAAAGCCAAUCCACCAAUCAUGGCGCAUAAGUAGUGGUGCACUAAGCGCAGCAAUGUCUCCACGCGACAACUACGCAUCAUUGAGGCGUGAAAACCGCGAGCUAAAACUCGAGUUGGCUCGACUUAGAAUGAGACUAAAUGAUCUAGAGAGGGAGCAUGUUUGCAUGAAGAGGGAUAUGGCGAAGUCCGGAUCGCGUAAAUUUAUGAGUUCUUUUUCGAAAAAAAUUAGUAAGCUUAGUCUCUUUGCAGGACAUAGUUCAUCCAAAGGAUCAAGUUCUCCAUCUAGGAAUUCUCAUAGAACAGAUUCAAAGGUUAUUGAGAGAACUUGUGCUAGCACAGAAUAGGUAUUAUUUUUUUUCUUGUUUUAAUCCUUAAGUGUAUUAAAUAGUGACAUAUUCACUUUAUUAUUCAUUAUCUUUGUUCCUUUUGGAAACUUAUGUGUUAGUACUACUAGGACUUUUCUCUUGCUUGUAGGUUCUGUUUUUUUUUUGGGAUUGUAGCAAUAGCUUCUUUUAACUAGUGUGUAUAAAAUGUUGACAUGAAUGUUAAAAAGUAUAUGAUAUAA